UUCCUCACCGUUAAAAUUUCCCUUCUUAUGAUACACGUGAAAGGAAAUUAAAAACAAGAAUAUUUGUCUGUUCAGACUCUGUACGCAGACAGAAUUGUAUGAAGACCUAGUUGUUAAUGUUUAUAGCUCGUGUUUUUCAACCAAUAAGAAUGGCUUCAGCAUCUGUAUUACAGAGAUUAAAUCAAAGAACUAAAGAGGCUGAAAAUAUCAUCUCAGAACUAAAAGGACAGAUAGAAAAUUUAAGACAAUCUGCAGCCAUCAGUAUCAGUAAACCUGAAGAGGACAGACUGAAAAUUGAGAAUGAAGAACUGAAGAAAGACAUAGAAACUUUAAAGGUUCAACUCAUCCUUGCUGAAGCUAGCAAUGGAGUUAGACAAAUACCACUACCAACAAAGAAAGGCAGAGAAAUGUCAGGGUCAGCUAAUGAUAGUGCAAAGGUCCCAGAAGAGCCAAAGGUCAAAGUUGAACCAAAAGAGAAGCCAUCUAAAGGGGAGAAGAAGAAAGAUCAGACUAACACUUCUGAAGCUGAACCAAAAGCAAAGAAGGGAAAACCAGAAAAGAAAGCAGCAGCUCCAACCAAUGAAAAUGUAGAUGUCUCCAGACUGGACUUCAGAGUAGGAAAGAUUGUGAAAGUAGAAAAACAUCCUGAUGCUGACACUCUAUAUUUAGAACAAGUAGAUGUUGGAGAGGGGAAAACCAGGACAGUUGUUUCAGGUCUCGUGAAACAUAUAACAUUGGAAGAGAUGCAAGACAAAGUAGCUGUAUUUAUGUGUAAUCUCAAACCAGCCAAGAUGAGAGGAGUACUAUCAGAGGCUAUGAUCAUGUGUGCUAGUACACCAGAAAAAGUGGAGAUAUUAAAUGUACCUAAAGGUGCUGCUAUUGGAGAUAAAGUGUUUGCUGAAGGUUAUACCGGUGAACCAGAUGCUAUGUUAAAUCCUAAAAAGAAGGUAUGGGAAGCAGUGAAGCCUGAUCUUCGUGUUAGCAAAAACAAAGUAGCCACCUAUAAAGGAGCUGCAUUGAAAAUUGAAGGAAAAGGGGAGAUAACUUCUCCAUCAUUAGCUGAUGUUGCAAUUCAGUAAUUUUACAGACUGAACAUUGAAACAUUUGAAGACUUGAUAUUUUGGCAUGUUAUGCAUAUCAAUUGAAUUUCUUAUUUAAUGAAAUUAUAAGUUGCAAACUUUAAUGGCAGUAAUUUUGUAAUCAAGUCUGAAAAUCUUUAAAAAAGGGAAUAAAUAUAUUUAUUUGUA
Messenger RNA from Mytilus trossulus (common blue mussel), 1247 nucleotides. RefSeq names its product aminoacyl tRNA synthase complex-interacting multifunctional protein 1-like. Lineage: Eukaryota; Metazoa; Mollusca; Bivalvia; Mytilida; Mytilidae. Gene Ontology annotation, molecular function: tRNA binding. The transcript has 7 exons. Bases 117 to 1079 code for a protein of 320 amino acids. The record is from RefSeq and is a predicted model, not a curated record.